This is a messenger RNA of Cucumis melo (muskmelon), 3055 nucleotides long. RefSeq lists its product as uncharacterized. The record is from RefSeq and is a predicted model, not a curated record. The coding region runs from base 362 to 2881 and encodes 839 amino acids. NCBI's taxonomy places the organism in Eukaryota, Viridiplantae, Streptophyta, Magnoliopsida, Cucurbitales, Cucurbitaceae. The transcript has 4 exons.
CUGUAUAAUUAAUAUUUUUGAAAGAAAAAAAAUACGAUUUUUUUCAAAAAGAAAAAGGAAAAAAAAAUAUUUUUGGGAAAUCGGAAGACGUUUUCCAAUUGUCCGUGGUGUUUCCUGGUGCUUUAUUCCUCCUCUCAGGAAUGAAGCAGAUCGAGUAUGGGGAAUCGUUUAUAGUUAAUGGGGUUGUUUAAAUUUCCAUAUGCAAAAUUGGGUGUUUGGCCAUUUGAUGUGGGAAUCAUCGAGGGAUUGUCAAUUUAAGUUUCUCUGUUCGAUUUGAUUAGGUUUAAAUGUUGAAGGGUUGGUUUUGUUGAGGAAUUUUGAUUGUUGUGAUUGUGUUUUUGUGUGGACUGAAAUUUGUUUUAUGUGCGAGGAACAGAUGGUAAGGGGAAGGAGAGUCAGUAGUAGGAAAAAUUUCAAGAAGAAAUUUCGACAAAAAGAUAAGGGUUCUGAUGAUUCCGACGAGGAUUAUGUUGUCUCCAGUGAUGACAAUGGAGUUUCUGAGCGUUCUGAUGAGGAUUAUUGUUCCUCUUUAGAUGAAAAUGCCUCUGGAGAGGAUAAUUAUGCUGUGGAGGAAGACUUGGAGGAGCAGCAGCCAAAGAAGGUGAGGAAAAGGGUCGGACCAAAGGCUAGGAAUGCUUUACAUUCACAUGAAGCGAGGAAGAAAAAUGGAGAAAAGAGGCGAAGAUUUAGUUGUCAAGAAGAAGAGGAUGGUGGGGAUGAGGAUGAUGAGGAUUAUAGUGUAGAUAAUGAUAAUGACUAUGAAGAGGAGGAGGAGGAGGAAGAAGAGGAAGAGGAAGAUGUUGAUGUUGAUGAGGAGGACGAGGACGAGGACUUUUUGCUGGAAGAAGAAGAUUUUUCAGAUGAGGAAGAACCGGUUGUUAGAAAGAAACGAACCAAUAUGAAACGGGGCCGAAUUGGGUUGCGAAAAAAUAAUGUUGGCAAAGUUUGCAAAAAGAGGAAGCCAAAGGCUGCAAAGAAACCUUCAAGGAAUAAACGGAGAAAGAAGAAUGGCCCACAGACUGUACGAAACUCCGAUGAUGAUGAUGAUGAUUUUUCCGACAAUUACCCUACGACGAAGGUUACGAGAAGGAAAAGGCCAGUUUCAAAGCGGAAAAGAUAUGUCGUACAAUCAGAUUUAGAUACCCUCCUUUCUGGGUCAUCAGAUUAUGAAUAUACCAUCUCUGAAGAAGAGAGAGAGCAGGUGAGAGAAGCUGAGAGGUUGUGUGGUCAAUUGAGAAAUCGAAUAAGGACUGUACCUUCACCCCCAAGGAUUGAGGAUGCUGAUCUAUGUCAACAGAGAAAAACUCGACCUCCUGUUAGGAAGGGCAAAGAGAAAGUGGAGGCAAUCAAGGCUGAGGUGAUAAAGCAAGUAUGUGGGAUAUGCCUAUCGGAAGAAGAUAAGCGGAGAGUUCGGGGAACACUUAAUUGUUGUUCCCACUUCUUUUGUUUCUCUUGUAUUAUGGAGUGGGCAAAGGUUGAAUCACGAUGUCCUUUGUGCAAGCAGAGGUUUCAGACAAUCAGUAAACCUGGAAGAUCUACAGCUGGAAUUGACUUAAGAGAAGUUGUCGUACAGGUUCCCGAGCGUGAUCAGGUUUAUCAACCAUCUGAGGAAGAAUUGAGGAGUUAUCUCGAUCCCUACGAGAAUGUUAUCUGUAUCGAGUGUCAUGAAGGGGGGGAUGAUAAUCUUAUGUUACUAUGUGAUCUUUGUGACUCACCGGCACACACCUAUUGUGUCGGUCUUGGUAGAGAAGUACCAGAAGGAAAUUGGUAUUGUGCCGAUUGUAGAACCAUCGCUCUAGGAUCAUCAAGUCCACAGCCUUCAAGUCGACUGUCUGAACGAAGAACCACCAACAAUUUGUUUAACAGAAUGCUCCCAGUUGCAAAUCGGGAUGGUUUAGACUUGAACUCUGUAUCCUCACCUCGUACCCCAUAUGUUCAAGGAUUUCCAAACAUUCCAUCACCUCGAUUACCUGUGGAAGUGCAAUCAACUUCUCCCAUGUCUCAAGCAGGCGCACCAACUUUAACGAGGAGACGAAUUCUUCGGUUGCACAUCAAUAACAUGCGUUCUUCAAGUCAAAUGGGUUUAGUAACCAAUAGAACGGAUGGUGUUUCAGCUACUAACCCUUGUGGUGGAGGCACCUUAAGUCUGCAGACAGGUCAGAGUAGGGAAUCAACAGCCGAACAUAUGAGAACACAAGAAAUGGCAAUACCGAGCCAAACUCUGUUUGGGGAAACCUUAUUACAUGACAGUCGCUCUCAAUUGAUGCAACAUGGUUGUUUCCUGGAGCCUGAAACAAGUCAUUUGCCUAGGCAAGCAAUUCAAGAUCCUCACCGUAUCACGCUAACAGGUAGUAGGCCUAGCAGCAAUGGAACAAUUAUGAACCCUUUGAGGGGAUUAGCAGUUGAAAAUACGAUAACAGUUGAUCGAACUUUGAAUGGAGUGUUGAGAUCCGAGCUUGCAACAGUGAAUUCGCUACCAAACUUCGAGCAGAUUCAUCACUACAGCAAUGCCAUAAACACAGUGUCUGAUAACGGUUCAGUAGACGAAAAAGAUUAUUGUGCAGCAAGAGAGCAACUACAACCAAUUAUCGAUUGCCAUUUGAAGAAUUUAUCCAGAGAUAUUGAUCUAGGUCAAAGCACAGCAGAUGACAUUGCAACUAAAGCAACAAGCACGAUUUUACGCGCAUGUGGAUUUGAACACUCAAUAAACAAUGCAUAUAGAUCGUCACCACCAUCACAAUGUUCCCACAUUGAAUUGGCAAUAGGGGAAGGGCAACGAAGCCUAAUAAAAGGCCUCUGCUUGCCUUGUUUUGACUUGUAUGUUCGGGACGUAGUGAAGAAGAUUACAGACGACGUAUCAUGGUUGAAUCUUAGACUAUAGGGAUUGUUCAAAAAGCAGGCUGCUUUUUUCUAUCCCAUUAGUUUGAAGAUUAAAUUGUUGUUAACAUGUCCAUAGAAUUGAUUCACUGACAUUUAAGUCAUAGUUUUAUUGUUCCAGUUACAUGUCAUUCCCAAUUAUUGAAAUGAAGUUAUUCAAGAAGUUACUUAUUGCGAA